UUUGAGAGCCCGAAAGAACAAUGUGGCUGGAACAGAAAGGGCAGCAUACUGGGAGAGGUUGAUAAUAGCAAACACAUAUGUAGGACGUGCUACAUGCCAAGUUAUGGUCAUUUAAUCCUCACAACCCCAUGGCUUAAGUACGAUAACUGUCUCCAUUUUGCAGAUGAGGAAACAGGCAGAGAAACGUUCAGUAAGUUGCCUGAAGUUAUAUAAUUUCUGGCAGAGUUGGGAUUCAGCCUAUGCCAUUGUGGAGAAGAGAUGAACAUUUGGGUCCUAGAGUCAUGAAAAAAUAUUGAAAGGUUUGAAGCAAGGGGAUGCAAUGCUCUGCUCAACGUGUCGAAAAGGCCCACUCUGACUGUAGUGUGACGAAUGGAUCAUGUGGGGCAAGGAUGGAGACUGAGUGAAGUAGAGGCUGUGGUUUUAGUCCAGGCAAGAGAUGACAGUGGUUAAACCAGGGUGAUGGCAAAGAUGUGGAGCAUUGUGGCCAGGACCUGGACAUGUUGGGAGGCAGAAUGGGUGCCAUCUGGUUUGUGAAGUAGAGGGAGGGACUUCUGGGUUUCUGUUGGGCUUUCAUGUCUGACUUCAUUCGAAUAGAGUUCCACUGCUGAAAGUGGUCUCCUGGGUCCUGUUCAGUCUGCUUUUACACAAAUACCCCUUCGAGGGCAGCGGCCCACCUCAAACUCAAGACCUCAGGACUCCAGCUCCCACUCACUUCCCUCAUCUCACCCGCAGAUUGACGAGAUGCCUGAGGCUGCCGUGAAAUCAACAGCCAACAAAUAUCAAGUCUUUUUUUUCGGGACCCAUGAGACGGCAUUCCUGGGCCCCAAAGACCUCUUCCCUUACGAGGAGUCCAAGGAGAAGUUUGGCAAGCCCAACAAGAGGAAAGGGUUCAGCGAGGGGCUGUGGGAGAUCGAGAACAACCCUACCGUCAAGGCUUCUGGCUACCAGUCCUCCCAGAAGAAGAGCUGCGUGGAAGAGCCAGAGCCUGAAGCCACAGAGGGCGAUGGAGAUAAGAAGGGGAAUACGGAGGGUAGCAGUGAUGAGGAAGGGAAGCUGGUCAUCGACGAGCCAGCCAAGGAGAAGAACGAGAAGGGGGCACUGAAGAGGAGAGCAGGGGAUCUGCUGGAGGACUCCCCUAAACGUCCCAAGGAAGCAGAAGACCCCGAAGGGGAGGAGAAGGAGGCAGCCAUCUUGGAGAGUGAGAGGCCCCCCACCGUGGAGGUGGAGAACAGCACCCCCUCUGAGCCCGGCUCUGGCCGGGGGCCUCCUCAGGAGGAAGAGGAAGAGGAAGAGGAGGAAGAGGCUGCCAAGGAAGACGCUGAGGCUCCAGGUGUCAGAGAUCAUGAGAGCCUGUAGCCACCAAUGUUUCAAGAGGAGCCCCUGCCCCGUUCCUGCUGCUGUCUGGGUGCUACUGGGGAAACUGGCCAUGGCCUGCAAACUGGGAACCCCUUUCCCACCCCAUCCCACUCUCCUCUUCCACUUACUUUCCCCACUCCAAGCCCAGCCCCUGGAGAUUGACUUAGGUGGGGCAGGCUAGCUGGCUCUUACCUCCAGGUCCCUACACCCCUGUGAUCUGAGUCAGGGUCAUGUCUUCUGCUCCCAGACAAGAUGAGGCCAUUGUGUACCUUCCUGCUUGGAGCUGUUUCCUAGGGAUCUGUUGGGGCCUGAGCCAGCUGUUCCCAACUCCUGAUAUCCCCCUCUCCCUCCUCCAAGCAUUCUUGACCUCCAGGUUGGAAUCAGGGCUCAGUAAUGGAAGGGAUGGAGCAUAAGUAGCAGAGUGGGCUUCUGGGGCCCUGGAGGGAUAAUCCUCACAUGGGGGGGAGGGGACAGGAGGGUGGCAUCUUCUUGAGCUCCUGUCCCCUCUGCCCACACAUAUUAUCCCAGCUGCCUAAAUUCAGGGAAAGUGGGACAGCUUGUGGGGUAGGGGCUCCCUUCCAUAUAUCCCUGAUGUUUGACAACCCCCAUUCUUCUUUUUGCUGGCCCCAGGAAUUCUGGGAGUUGUAGUUCAUCAUUGAAAGAUUUUGGGGCUUCCAAGUUGUUUGGGCCAAGGACCUGAGAUCCGAAGGGCUGACUUCACCCAUUUGGGGGGGAGUGUUGAGAAGCAUCUGUCCCCCUCUAGAUCUCUGGGGCCAGAGAUGGGAUUCCCUGGGGAGACCCCAUCUGCCCUUUCCUUCUCCCACAGUGCUCAAGGCCAGCCUACAGUCAUAUAUAUCACCCAGACAUAAAGGAAAAAGACACAUUUUUUAGGAAAUGUUUUUAAUAAAAGAAAAUUACAAAAAAAAGUUUUGAAGACCCCUAACCCUUUGUGUGCUCCCCACUCAGCUCCUUUCUUCCCCACCGUUGCCCCCAUUUCUGAGGUGCACUGGGAGGCUCCCCUUUUGUUUGGGGCUUGAUAACUUUCUUUUUGUAGCUGGGGCUUUGGUGUUCCUUCCGGUGUCAUUUCCCAUUCACAUACCCCACCUGGUCCCCUCAGUGUUGUCACUAGAUCAGAUUUGUAACCCACUGAGAGGACAGGGAAAUAAGUGCCCUCUCCCAAAACCUCUUCCAAGUGGUCUCUAUGCCUCUCUUCCAUCUCGUUUCUUUUACCCUAGCCCCUCUCCCUUGGGCUCUGAUGAAAAAUUGCUGACUGUAGCUUUGGAAGUUUAGCUCUGAGAACCGUAGACAAUUUCAGUUCUAGGAAAAUAAAACCCGUUGAUUACUAUA
Messenger RNA from Galeopterus variegatus (Sunda flying lemur), 2703 nucleotides. RefSeq names its product hepatoma-derived growth factor (gene HDGF). The transcript is spliced from 5 exons. Gene Ontology annotation, biological process: regulation of transcription by RNA polymerase II. Gene Ontology annotation, molecular function: transcription coregulator activity; double-stranded DNA binding. Gene Ontology annotation, cellular component: nucleus. NCBI's taxonomy places the organism in Eukaryota, Metazoa, Chordata, Mammalia, Dermoptera, Cynocephalidae. The record is from RefSeq and is a predicted model, not a curated record. Bases 742 to 1356 code for a protein of 204 amino acids.